AUGAACAGAUCCACUCUUAACGGCAAACGCGGCCGAAGUGGCCAUAAAGUGAAGCUCAACUCACUUCUCAGGCGGGGAUUGAAGCGCACAAAACGGGACACCAGUGAUCAUCGCAUGUCCUCCGAUGACAAUGGACGACAGUACGAGUGUUUCGCCAACUGUUCCGCCGCAGACACGGAGCACAUCUAUGGCCACAACAACGGAUCCAUAUGUUUUGCCACAAACAGAGAGUCGGACGACGACAUCGAGAUCGUGGCCGUCAUCUCCGCGCCCACCGCUCAGACCACAGGCGCCGCCACUGCCGGCCCAUCAAUCGCAUCACUUCCGCCACCAGUAUUAUCAUUGCCGCCCGUAGUAUCGUCACCGAUGUCUUCGCCAUCAUUAUCGACAUCAGUGACAACCGUAGACACAGCCAUACAGUCGGUGGCGGUCGCGCAGACCGUACCUAAUGAGGGACGACGGCUGUCUGUGGUGUCGGACACCAUCAACCCUACGGUAACACCAGUUCCCUCCGACACUGAAAUGGAUCCGGACAUCGAUGACAGCGGUGAUUUGUUAUACGCGUCCGACGAUGACCUGACGGCCGACGGACAAUACAGCGACACU
Medioppia subpectinata is the source of this 606-nucleotide messenger RNA. The record is from the annotation of a GenBank genome assembly. NCBI's taxonomy places the organism in Eukaryota, Metazoa, Arthropoda, Arachnida, Sarcoptiformes, Oppiidae.